UUUCAAAAUAGCCUGAGUUAGUCCAUAGGGGAUUUGUAUCUGGAAAAUUUGUUGGCUAGUUAACUGUUCCAGUGAUUAUUAAACUAAUCAUGAGGAUGAGGAACCUAUGGACCAAAGCAGGUGUUCUGGGCUCGGUAUCCAUGGCGUUUGGAUCCAUGUUCUGGUCUCAGAAGAAGACGGCAAUGACUCAGACGGGUUCGACCACCGCAUGCACGGAACCACCUUCUCCUUAUGAGCUCAAACUGGUGCAAGUCCUGUUCCGCCACGGAGCCCGAACUCCGCUGAAGUCUAUACCGGAUGUCAUGGAGGCCCAGUGGGUGCCUAACCUCCUGGAACCCCCAGCACACACACAUAUCAACUAUGUGGUGACAGACCUGGAAGGAGGUCCACGGCCCUCCUCACCGGUGGAGGACAGCUACCGGGCCAACAUACUGACCGGGGGUACGUACCCAGGUCAGUUGACUACGGUGGGCAUGCAGCAGCUGUAUGAGCUGGGAGAGAGGCUGAGGAAGAGGUACAUCCAGGACACGGCCUUCCUCAACCCCACCUUCAGCCCUACAGAGGUCUAUGUGCGUUCCACUAACAUUGUAAGGACCAUAGAGUCUGCCAAGUGCCUGGUGGCAGGGCUGUUCCAGCAAAGCCAGAGCGACAUGGUUUCCAUUCUGACGACUGAGGCAGAGUCAGAGAUCCUGUACCCUAACUACCACGGGUGCAGACUGCUCAAACACCUCAGCGGUCAUCGCUGGGCGGAGUCGUCCACUCUGCCAGACAUCGCUGCGGACUUGAGGAGCAUCCAGAGUGCUCUGGGCAUCGCUGCCCACCAACGGGUUGACUUCAUCCUCAUCAGGGAUGACAUGGUGGCCAGAGAGACACACGGACUACCCUGCCCACCAGUCCUGGACUCCUGGAGGAACACAGUGGAGCAGAGAGCUGUGGAGAUGAUCUGUCACAUCUACGAACCCAGCAAGAGGGAGAACCUGCAGCUGUGUGUGGGUCCCCUCUUCCACACCCUGAUGGGCAACAUUGAAGACCAACUACAGGGCACAACCUCAGAGUCCAACAGGAAGCUGUUCCUGUACUCUGCCCACGACACCACUCUGAUGCCCUGUCUCAUGGCUCUGGGGGUUUUUGACAUGCAAUGGCCACCGUACGCCGCUGACAUCACCCUGGAGCUGCAUCAACACAGGCAAACCAAAGAGGCCUUUGUCAAAGUGUCCUACAUUGGCAAGGACCAGUUGAUUCCAGGCUGUAGUGGAGUCUACUGCCCCCUGCAGGAAUUCAAGCAGGCCUUCUCUAACUACUCACUGACCUCUGAACUCUAUGAGUCGCUCUGCAACCGCACAGAGGGUUGACCCCUGAGGCUUCCACACUCUCACUGUUACCAGCCACCCUGUUUACAUCCCACCAGACAUCCACUCUCCAGCCCUAGCCUAGCGUUAGCCCGUGUAUUAGAGUAUUUAGUAUGUUAGGAUACCUCACUGUUUAAGCCAGGGGUGGGCAAACUUUUUGGCUUGAGGGCCAUAUCGGGAUUUAGAAUUUCGAUGGAGGGCCGUACAAUUUUUGGCUGAUUUUUUUUAUUUUUUUUUAUUUUUUAUUUUUUUUAUCUAUAAUUUUUUUUAAUCAAUUUGCGGACCCGAAAAUAGGUCCAUUGUAAAUGGGUCCAUUAUAAAUAAUCCAUUGGGCUCCCGAGUGGCACAGCGGUCUAAGGCACUGCAUCUCAGUGCUAGAGACAUCACUACAGACCCUGGUUCGAUUCCAGGCUGA
Molecule: messenger RNA, 1764 nt
Organism: Salvelinus namaycush (lake trout)
Lineage: Eukaryota; Metazoa; Chordata; Actinopteri; Salmoniformes; Salmonidae
Product: lysophosphatidic acid phosphatase type 6-like
Exons: 11
Coding region: 90-1352 (420 amino acids)
Biological process (GO): dephosphorylation
Molecular function (GO): phosphatase activity
Source: RefSeq, a predicted model, not a curated record